AUGCCAAACAUCUCUGCUACCACGAAGGCAUUGGUUGGCCGGCCAUGUCUAACCUGCCAACGUCGGAAAAUCAAGUGUGACCGAGUCAAACCAGAUUGUCAACGAUGUCAGAAGGCUGGGUUGCAAUGUGAGGGUUAUUCGUCCGAUUCAUUUGUCCUUGUAGUUCCCACUCAGCUUCUUGGUGAAGGGGUCAAUAAGGUCAGGUUAAGGCGUGUCAAAGGCAAGGAGACUGGGAACGGUAUAUCGGCAACCACGCAGAAAUAUGACACCAGCAACGAAACGAGAGACGAUGCUAUCGAGGUACCCAGGCUAUGCCCCGAAUCUUAUAUCAAUGUAGCCCCCGAAAAUAGGAUGCAGGUCCUCUCCUAUUUCCUAGAACGUUAUUUGCCAGCUUCAAUGACUAGUCACCGCAAAUUUAUUACUCCGUCUUCAUGGGUGCGGAGUCUGCCGAGCCUACUAGGUCGAUGGGAGGUGCUAGAUACCGCUCUGUCCGCGCUUUGCCUUGCAUACAUAGGCGAUGUGCAUCAAAAUUACGUGCAUUUACAUGAAAGCCAACGACUUUAUAACAAUGUACUACAGAGAAUCAGUUCCAUGUCACUUGAUUCGCUGAAAUCAGCAAAUGAGGGCGUGCUUACAACGACUAUGAUAAUGGCUAUGUAUGAGCUCUUUCAUAGCACCUAUGGUCGUCUCCAAGGUUGGAUGUUUCACGUCAAAGGUGCGCGCCGACUUCUGGAGCUUCGAGGCCCACCUACUAAGGAAGCCCCUCUUAAUAUGAGUCUAUAUAACCGAGUGAGGAAUACUGCAUUAUGGGAUGCAUAUGGCAGCCGGAAAAUGAUCUUCUUAGCUCGCCCCGAAUGGCAGAAUUUGUCCGAUACCCCUCAUGAUAUACUCCUCGACUCCUUAGUCUGCAUUCCAGGACUAUUAGAGGCAUCCGAUAACAUUCUAUCAUCAAGCCAGUCAGGGAAAACUGAUAUUCCAUGUAUCGAUGAGCUCCUUAGUUUUUGGCAUGCAAUCCAUGUGAGGCUUACACAGUGGUAUGUCACAUUCGAAGACCAAGAGCUUGAAGGUCUCUAUGAAUGUGGACCACUUGGCCCAAAAGGUCAUCCAUAUCUUGAUGCAGAGAAACCGCAUUUAUAUUCGAUGUUCCCACAGGUCAUAUCUUUUAUGGAUACAUAUGUGGCUCAAAACAUGCUAUUGUAUUGGUUUGGUCAACUUGUUGUGCACACUUCAAUGGUCCAGCUUUAUGUUGCCAGAGGAAAGCACCAAACCAGACUGAACUCCGAUGCAUUUCCUGUUGAUUACAGGGGCGUUCAUAAGACAUCAAGAGAAAAGUUGCAAAAAACUGGUGAUUACUAUGCAACCAAAAUCUGUCAAUCCACCGCAAGCCUCAAAGGUGGAUACGGUUUUCAAAUCGUCAUGGUUCCGCUUUGGGCAGCUCAGCAAUUUUACGAUAUUUGUCAGGAUCCCAGAUAUGACUGGUGUCAAACAGUGUUGAGGAAUUUCGGGGCCGUUUGUGGUUUUGAGUCGGCUGAAGCAUUAGGGUUUUUGAAGCCGACUCAAUAUCCAGGGAUCACCAUGAAAGGGGGAGACACCAUUAUUAAUAAUAUCUAA
Talaromyces marneffei is the source of this 1611-nucleotide messenger RNA. RefSeq lists its product as uncharacterized. The transcript is spliced from 4 exons. Lineage: Eukaryota; Fungi; Ascomycota; Eurotiomycetes; Eurotiales; Trichocomaceae. The record is from RefSeq and is a predicted model, not a curated record. Gene Ontology annotation, molecular function: zinc ion binding; DNA-binding transcription factor activity, RNA polymerase II-specific. Gene Ontology annotation, biological process: regulation of DNA-templated transcription. The coding region runs from base 1 to 1611 and encodes 536 amino acids.